AUGUCGAACAGUUUGGAAGUCAGCGGAGUAAACGUCAACGCCAGUGGAGUGAGAAUAGGACAUACAGAUGUACAAGACACUGGUCUUGAUGCAUCUACAUCAUCGGGCAUUUCAACAAAACCAUCAGUGUCUCUCGUAAAUAUUGGAUUUUCCGGUACACCUAAAGCUCCACAAGCAGGCCUCGGAUUAAAUUUCGCAUUGUUCAAUUUCGGUAAUAACUUCGGCUUAGGAUCAGGAGCAUCAGUAGACGGGAGUGAAGAUAGUGGUAGGGGUGGCCAAAGGUUACACCAACGCGAUUAUCAACCGAAUAACGCUAUUGAGUGGUAUACAUUAGACUCAUUUUUAUACAGUUUAUUAAACAGAGGCCUACGUCAAAAAGAUUUUGUUACAGCAUACAUAUUUGGCUUCUUUCUUCAAGAUUUAUAUCAACAAUUAAAGUAUGAUCAUGAAGUAUUCAAAUUAAACUGUUUAGAAAGAGAAGAACCACUGUUCACCGUCUAUCGUGGACAGUGGAUGUCAACGUAUGAAAUCAAUUACCGUAAAGAACACACUGAUCUGUGUCAUAUAAAUAAUAGUCUAUUGUCAACCUCACUUGAUAAGGCUGCAGCCUCAUCAUUUUUAGGUUCACCUGAAACUAAAGAAGGAUUAGAACGUGUUCUAUUUAAAAUUGAAAUCGAUGUUCGCAAACGAUCACGUCCUUAUGCUGAUAUCUCACAACGAAGUCAUUUCAAAGGAGAAGCUGAAGUAUUAUUUAUGGUGGGUACACGAUUUAAACAAAAAAACGCCGAAUAUGAUGAAACUAUGAAAGUUUGGAUAAUUACUUGGGAAUUAAUAUCCGAUAAUUUCAAAAAGGACGAUGAGUCAUAUGCAGGUGGAAGCAAAAGGAGAACAUUAAAAAAUUAUUUUAAUGAAUUACCUACCGAUUUGAUUGGAGUAUCUCUAUUCAAUAUCAAUGUAUUGCACAUCGUCGAUAUAGAUGAUUACACUUCAGCAUUGACAAAUUAUAUUGAAGCCUAUAAGGUAUGGUCUCAAUUUAUGACUGAUGAGGAAUUAAAUUGCUAUAUUAAUAUCGCCGAUAUCUGUGAAUAUAUCGGUUCAAUCAAUAAUUAUCAUAUCAAAGAUGAAACUAAAGCACAGUUUUUCUAUGAUCAAGCGAUUAUAAUGUAUAAGAGAGCAUUUGAAAAUGCAACAACAGAUUAUGAACGAAUGCUUGCACAAAAUAACUUAACUGGUUUGUAUAAAACUCAAAUGGCAUGGAGAGAAAAAAAAGAAGAAAAUGCACUUAUGUCAAUUAAAUAUAAAGAAGAUUAUCGUAAUGGUAUCAGAUGA
This is a messenger RNA of Didymodactylos carnosus, 1329 nucleotides long. Lineage: Eukaryota; Metazoa; Rotifera; Eurotatoria; Philodinida; Philodinidae. The record is from the annotation of a GenBank genome assembly.